AUGGCGACAAAAUCCAAAGACCGUCCGACUUUAAAAGGCAAAAACAUUUCUGCAUUCAGUAUUUAUGCUAAUAGAGAUGAUGAUGGAAGUGGUGAUGAUGGCCAUCGUUCCAAUGGUAGUUCGUCAUCGUUAAGCAUCGGCGGUCAGAGACAGCAGAGGAAAAAAAAAAUAAUUUAUGUGGAUAACAGACAAACAUGUGAUGAACACCGUUACAGCGAUAAUUUUAUCAUUCCGCUGUUGAGCAAGUCAAUCGAGCAUGAUAACAUCAAGUCCAAGGGAAAGCAUGCCAGUAAGAAAGGGACUUUGAAACACGAUGGUAACACCAACAAGCGAAUUGCAGCAAUCCUUGGUGUUGCAGUCAAUAACCUUUCUAGAUCUGCCAUUUUCCCUAUCUGCUUUCGUAUUGCAGCAUUACACAAUGUUCCUUAUUGA
This is a messenger RNA of Trichoplax adhaerens, 432 nucleotides long. RefSeq lists its product as uncharacterized. Bases 1 to 432 code for a protein of 143 amino acids. The record is from RefSeq and is a predicted model, not a curated record. The transcript has 2 exons. NCBI's taxonomy places the organism in Eukaryota, Metazoa, Placozoa, Uniplacotomia, Trichoplacea, Trichoplacidae.